This is a messenger RNA of Poecile atricapillus (Black-capped chickadee), 2350 nucleotides long. Its product is annotated as zinc finger protein 316-like. The coding region runs from base 25 to 1359 and encodes 444 amino acids. Gene Ontology annotation, biological process: negative regulation of transcription by RNA polymerase II. The transcript is spliced from 4 exons. The record is from RefSeq and is a predicted model, not a curated record. Lineage: Eukaryota; Metazoa; Chordata; Aves; Passeriformes; Paridae. Gene Ontology annotation, molecular function: DNA-binding transcription repressor activity, RNA polymerase II-specific.
GCCGCCAUCGGGCCCCGCCCGGCCAUGCAGCGGGAGGUGACAUUCCAGGAGGUGACAUUCCAGGAGGUGACAUUCGAGGACGUGGCCGUGUAUUUCUCCCCCGAGGAGUGGGCGCAGCUGGCGCCCUGGCAGCGGGCUCUGCACCGACAGGUCAUGUGCGACAACUACGACCUGGUGGCCAGCCUGAGGGACCCCAACUCCAAGUUCAGCCACGUGAAGGAGGAGUCACACGGGGGGGUUCCCUGCGCUGGGGGGCACAGCGGAGCUCCCGACACCAUUGACAGGGCAGGUGCCUGGAGCGGGCGUGACAGCAAGGAUGACACCGGGGGACGCUGGGACCCGCGGGCCGAUGUCCCCCGCUCCUGCCGGCGUGCCACCGAGCCGGGGGGCUGUGCCAGGGCCCGGCCCCGGCGGCCGCCGGCGGUGUCGGGGCUCCUCAUGUGCGGGCCGAGCUGCGGGGCCGGUGCCGCGCUCCGGGCGCCCCCGGGCCGGCCGUACCUGUGCGGUACCUGCGGCAAAACCUUCCGGCACCGCCGCAGCCUCCUGGCUCACAAGAAGCUGCGGGGAGGGGCCCGGGCCCGGCACGACUGUCCCGACUGCGGCCGCUCCUUCUGCCUGCGCGGGGACCUCCUGCGGCACCGGGACGUGCACCGGGCGCGGCCCCCGCUCCGCCGCCACCGGCGCUUCCCGGGCGCGGCGGGGCCGAGCGAGGAGCGGCCGUUCGAGUGCGGGCGCUGCGGGCGCCGCUUCAGCUGGAGGGAGAGCCUGGAGCUUCACCUGCGGGGCCACGGCCGCCCCCAGCGCGCCCACCCGUGCCCCGAGUGCGGGCGAGUGUUCCCGCACCGCGGGCACCUGUGGCUGCACCGCCGGGCGCACUCGGCACUGCGGCCCUUCCCCUGCCCCCGCUGCGGCCGCGCCUUCGCCUCCCGGGCCAACCUCAGCAGCCACCGCAGAACGCGCCGGCACUGCCGGGCCCGCGGGCAGGGACCCCCGGGGGACAGGGGCAGGGACAAGGACAGGGACCCCCCAGGGGACAGGGACCCUCCAGGGGACAGGGACCCCCCAGGAGACAGGGACCCCCGAGGGGACAGGGACCCCCCAGGGGACAGGGACAGGGACAAGGACAGGGACCCCCGAGGGGACAGGGACAAGGACAGGGACCCCCGAGGGGACAGGGACCCCCCAGGGGACAGGGAUAGGGACCCCCCAGUGGACAGGGAUCCCCACAGGGACAGAGACCCCCGAGGGGACGGGGACAGAGACCCCCCAGGGGACAGGCACCUCAGCAGGGAUAGGGCCGUGCUUGGGGACAGGGACCCCCGAGGGGACAGGGACCUCCCGGCGGGUGACCAGCAGUAGCCGAGGUACCGUCCCGGUGCUCCGGUGGAUGUGACCUCGCUCCUGGGACCCCGGGACUCCUCCGUGUCCCUUCAGAGCUGGGGACCCCCCGGGAUGUGUCUCCGUGUUCCCUUUGGCUCUUAAAGCGUCUGCGAUGUUCCCCCGGGUCCCUCCGGAGCGUGCGAAAUCCCUCCGGGACGCUCCUCCAUGUGCCUUUCCCACCUCGGAAAACCUCUCCAGGACAAUUCUCCGUGUCCCUUUGGACCUUGGAAUGUCCCCCAGCGCUCCCAGACCCAGGGAAAUCCCUCUGGGACGGUUCUCCGUGAUUUUCUCCGUGAGAAAAUCCCCCAGGGAUGUUUCCCUGUGUCCACUGUGACCCCGAGGUAUCUUCGGACCUUGGAAAAUCCCCCAGGGAUGUUUCUCCGUGUUCUCUUCAGACACUGAAGUGCCUUUGGAUCCUGGAAUGUCCCUCCAGGCGUUUCCCAGUCCCUGCCAGUCCCACCGGGGCCCUGCCCCGUGCUCGUGUUUAAACUCAGACCUUUAUUUAUUUAUUUUUUUUCUAUGUAAUUUAUCAUUCUUUUUUAUUAUUUCUGUUUUGUUUUGUUCAAGUUAUUCCAGUUGUUCGCUUCUGCUUCCUGCUCCAUUCUGUUCUCCCUAUUCCAUUCAAUUCUAUUUAUUUCUAUCCUAUUUAAUCUCUUUAAUUAGGAGGGGGGGCUGUGAGGGUUCGAUUUUCUCGGAGCCUGAGGGAGUUGCAGCCUGUCAGCGGCUGAUCUGUUCCCGAGGAGGAGUUUGUGGGAGUUCUCUCGCUCAGGGACGAUCUUUGUAAACAAUUUUGCACUCUGAAAACAGCCCCGGAACUGCCGGCAGUGUGGUUCUCUCCGGUCCCACCGGUGGGGCCGGGGGUGCCGAUCCCUUCCUGUGGAACCCGGAACGUAAAACCCCAGAAAAACCCCAGAAAAACCCCAAAGGUCACAAAAUAAAACCCCUGUUCCUAAGAGCGCGUUCCGGUGAG